Messenger RNA from Aplysia californica (California sea hare), 14138 nucleotides. Its product is annotated as helicase with zinc finger domain 2. NCBI's taxonomy places the organism in Eukaryota, Metazoa, Mollusca, Gastropoda, Aplysiida, Aplysiidae. Bases 959 to 11710 code for a protein of 3583 amino acids. The record is from RefSeq and is a predicted model, not a curated record. The transcript has 49 exons. Gene Ontology annotation, molecular function: RNA binding; protein binding; 5'-3' DNA helicase activity.
UGGUGGACGUGUAUGCUGUGUUUUCAUGUUUUGCUUGUGUUGUGUGUUGAAGUGGUACCAUUUCAAUGUGUUGAAACGUUUGCGUAGCGCUUUCCUGUGCUUGGUCCAGAUGAUCAAUAUUCUAAAAACAGUUCUAGUAUUUUGUGAAACUGAAACUAGUCGCCUUCUGUGAAGAAUGGCCGCCUACGUCAUAACAAAUACAUCGUUGACAGGAUACUUGUGGAAUCGAACUCAUGAGUAUUCGAAUACUGCCGUGUGGAAAUGAAUAUUUUCCUUACAGGCUAUAUGGAUUUGUUCUUGUUUUAAUGGGGGUAAAAAAACACCCCAAAACCUGUUAGUUCGUUGAAGUGUGAGAGAGUAGUUACUUUAUGUGUGAGUUGAAAAAAAUAAAGGGAAUUUUUCUUUUUUUUUAAGGGGAAGGGGGUAGUAUAAAUUAAGAAGUUACUAGGGGAAAAGUAGAACGUUUCUCGUUCAAUAGUUGAGUACUCGAGUAUUUAAACAAAGUGAAGUACCGGUACAGUACGUUGUCGACGGGCCUGUCUACAUUUCUAGAAAGUUGAAGUAGAAAGGAGGGAGUUCUGUUCAGUGUUGUAGUUGUAGGCCACUUGUCGGCUCUUCCCUGUCUGCAUCCUGGCCCUUCGUCUGUUGAAACGUUUUAGUAUUUAGAGAACGACACAGCGUGGCAGUUGCAGAUUUAUCAUCAGUGCAGUGUUUGUGGAGAUAAUUCUCUCUGUCGGCUGUCAAUUGUUUUGUUGACUUACUACAGACAUUCAACUUUCAAGCAUUAAUAGAUGAGCUGUCAAGUCUUUUACGAACAGCAAAGAAAGAGAAAACCAGUGUCAAUGCUGGCAAGGGUGACAGUUCAGCAUCUUCAGGGACUCUAAGUGCUGACAGUGAAUGGUUAGCAGGAACCAACGCAUUUGUCACUGCCAAGAGAAAAGAAACUUCUCAUAAAAAGAUGCCGAAAAAGAAGAGAGGAAAUGGGAGCUCUGCUCAAACAGCUAGUGCUGCCUCAGCCUCCAGCAGAGGUCAGGCAAAUGCUGAACAGGCAAAGAAGCGGGAUCCCCCAGAAGAUUCGGACCAAGACUCGGACCCAGACAGUGAUGGGGCUAAUGACAAAGAGUUUGCAGCGAGGAUGAGCCACAUUCAGCAGAAUAAAAGGGUUACUCCUCCACCGACCAGCAAGAAAGAACCGGCUGUGCGGCCGUUCUCUCCUAUGAACGGGAAUGGGAAGAAGGAAGCCAAGCCAAUGAGGAAAAAUGCAUUUGGUGGUAGCACGAGCAUGGGGCUGGAUGAAUUUUCACUUGUAGGCACAUCUCGGCCAAAGCAGUCAGUGAGCCCAGGUCUGAAGCCAUCUACAAACAUUGUUUGGCCUCUCAGUGAUAAGUACGACUUUUGUCUGGCUUGUCAAACUUGCUUUGUCAAGGAAAGUGAAGGAAAAGGAGGCUACAGGUACAGAGAAUGGUUGUCACACCCGUGUAGACACGAUGUGCUCCUGGUGAGAUCCAAGGACAACUCAAACCAAAACUGGCUCAAAGUCCGCCCCAGAAUAGUGCACGAAGGGAUGCCCAAUGUAAUCAAGUACAAAAUGUGCCUGCAGUUCCAGCAGAAUUUGCCAUGUCGCAUCGGGGAGGCCAAUUGCACGUUUGCCCACAACCAUGUCGAGGUUUUGCUGUGGGGAAAAGACAGGAACGCAGAGUUCAGCAUCAGUGGUUUUCUCAGGGAAGCGAAAAAAGAAGGCAUUUUCACAUCCCAGAUUUUGGAGCAGAGAGGAGGCUCCAAAGGGAAAACCACAGGCCAAACCACCUACAUUCCUGGUCUGCAUGUUCCUGAAUCUCAAAAAGGUUCAAGCAAGCCACCUGCCACAUCGGCAGUCCGUUCUUUGAAGACGACUGUCCCACUUCCUGCAGCCACUCAGCACAAUCCCAGGACGUUUCACAACUCCCAGUUCCAUAUGGCGCACCCGCCACCCCAGCCUGCACGGCCUCAAGUACCACCGGCUGCUUCUCCCUCUGCCUCGUUUUCUUUCGCCCAAAGUUUUCAACGCAGCCCCCUCAUUGACCUUAGUCAACCGCCUCCAGCGUCCACCAGACAGAACAACACCCAUAUCAACAUUCCCAACCCUCUUCCUGGCUUCCAGUUUAAACUCUGCUGCCAGACGUGCCUUCACCUGAUGCGCGGUGGAGAGUGGAAAUAUGAGUACUCAGCAGUAAAACACGACUGUGGUCAGUUCUGGCUGGCUUUCCAUGCUCCUGAUCAGUACAAUAACAACUUGUGGCUGAGAGUCCGAGAACGGCUCUCUCACCGAAACUUUCAAGGAAACUAUAUUCUUUGCCAUAGUGCUUUUCAUGGGGACAUAAACUUGUGUACUAGGAAAGAGGGCUGCAGCUUUGCCCACAACAAACUGGAGCAGAAGAUUUGGAAACUAGAACAGCAGGGUAAAUUUGACAUUGGAGCUUUUAUCAUGGCCAACCGCCAGGCCCAACCGGCUGCUCCAGGCUCCUCAGCCAUGGCGAAUCAUGUGGAAUUCUUGCUAGACAAGUUCGGCGGCUACUUCAGGUUUAUCUGUAGGCACUGCUUUUUCUCCCCCAGACCGAGAAUCAACAGUAAAGCUGCUGCUGGCAAUUUCUGCACUGGCUCUGAGAGACAUCCGUGGGAGCAAUGCAAGAUCAUUGCCCACAUGUUGGAUAUGACUUGCACACCCAUUGACGAAAGGAAAAUCCUCCAUGACACUGCCUUCUAUCUGCGUUGCCAAAAUCUACACUUUUGUCAGCGCUGGGUGGUCAAUCAGUGCCGUUUUGCCCACAGUGAGGUGGAGAGGCUUGUGUGGAUGGUGGAACGUGACACAAAGAUCAGUCGGGAUCUGCUAGUCAAACUGAGCAUUGAGAUCUUCCAGAGGAAGCAUGGCAUGUCCAAAGGCUCUGCUGCCGACAAGCAGGCUGGGAACGCAGCUGGUCCGACCCCCACCCAAAGUCACUCUGGAGCUGGCAGCACGAGCACAUCCACCCCUGGGUAUUACGCGGCAGCUGCUCCCGAACCAUCUCCGGUACCCUCGGUCAACUUGUCCCAGUUGUGCCGCACCUGUUGGGGCACAGGACAGAGGUGUUGUGAGGAUGCAGACAAAGACAGAUGUGUCAAAGGCCACAGCAAUUUUAAAGUGAACAGCGUUUUUGUGGCUUUGCCGUCAGGCAAGGAGAUUCGCAGUCUUCCGUCAGGUCGUUUAAAUCCAAAUAUGAAAUUGGUGCUGUGUGACUUUCGGGCAAAUUGCAAGCGGCCAGUCUGUACACACCCUCAUAAUCAGGAGGAGUCGGACGUAUGGACCUGGAUGUUGAAAAAUAAUGUCAGGCAGCUGCAAGAGGUCUGCAAGAGAAUCAAGGAUCAUCAGAAGUCCAAGACGCGCAAGAUCACAGUAGGAGAGUCUGUAGUGAGCAUGGGAAGUGGACCGAAGUUCCCCAGCUCUCGACCAAAUGAGGCCAAGACGUUGAACCAGAUUGUGGCCCCGGGUGACUUGUUCAUCAAUGAGCAUUACUGCCACUACUGUGGCACCAGCUUCAACAGCCUGCGGCAGUGGGACGACCACUGCAUGACGGAGAAACAUAUCAACAAUGUCAACUCUGACAAGGAGCACCAGUGGAACUACCGCCAACCGCCUUGGGGGCAAGGCAACAGUCUGGCCCUCUGUGCCCAGCAUCUGUAUGACAAGUCCUGUCGCUACUCGUAUGUGCCAGACAUGUACAACCUGUGCAAGUACGCGCACAGCCAGAUGGAGCUAGAUGAGUGGCGCGAGCGUCAUGAGUGGCGCCAGAUGAAGCGCACGGUAGCCAAGGAGCGACACAUGUUCUCCUACACCGAGGCCCUGCUGGAGGAGUACUACAAGAAGGACAGCAGUGUCAGUGUGAUUUCUGACUAUGUUCGUGGUGUGGACGUGCAAUGCCAAGAGGAGCAAGUGCUUUACAAGAGUGAGAAAAAUGCCACCUUCACAUGGCUUUUUGAAGUGCAAGUAGAGGAUGAGAAAGAACUGGAGCGAGUGGCCCUGCUCUACAACAAAGACCGCCUUCAUUUUGUCCUCAAGUGCCCAGACGGCUCUCAUCACCAGGUGGCUGGGGGAGAUUUGUUCCUGGAGGUGCGCGGGGGAGCAGCUGUCUACAAGAUUGAAGUACAUUUCACAGCUGGCAUGUUUGGAUCCUUCAGUCAGUGGGUUGUCUUUGACUUUGGGCAACGACCUGUUUUGGUCAGAAAGUUGGCAGUGGAGAUUGGAGAUCAACUGCAGCAUGAGAAGGUGAAAGAGCUGAGGGAAAAUUUGUCAGCUGACCGGUGGACCAGCCAGAACCGUGAGAUUGUGCGUGCGCCCAAGAGGGAAGAAGACAAGCUGACGUUGGAGCUGCUGCUCAAGUACAAGGAGCCGGCCCACUCGGAAGCCGUGGUCACACUGAACAGCAUGACGGAUCUCAACCAGCACAACUACAUACACAAGAUGCACAAACUUCUGGAACUGGAGGAGAUCACACGUCAUGGCAUGAUCGCCAGUUACAACCUGAUCACCAAUGUUGUAUGUACUCAAACCUUUGACGAGCCGGGCAUCUUCCUCAUUGCCCAAAAUGGCGACCUCUUCAUGAAAGUGAAGCUCUCAGAGUACCUGACGGAAGACACACUGGCGGGCAAGCUGGUGCUGUCCAGCGUCAGCUCAGUGCUGUUUGCCCCGUCAAACUCACACUCACAGCUGGUGUAUGAGGCAGUUGUUAUGAAAGACUCUGACUACAACUAUGACGGCCGGGGAAAGGAUUAUAUCUAUGUGGUGGUCUCGGGUGCUAUGGCCAAACAGCUGGGGCUCUCUCACAGCCAGCAGGUGGAGAUUGAGCUGCAGUUCCAGAUGGACCGCAAGUUCUUCUGCCGGAUGCACUAUGCCAUUGAUUGUUUGACCAGCACAGAUGUCGUCUUCCCGGAUGUUAUGAAGUUCAAACCCAACACUGACCAAGUCACCUCCAUGAAAGUGAAGUCUGAUGUCCUGAACGAGGACCAAAUGACGGCCGUAAGACACAUCGUGCUGGCCCCAGAGGGCCACAAUCCCCCCUUCAUCAUGUACGGCCCGUUCGGCACAGGAAAGACAGAGACACUGGCACAGGCCACCAUGGCUGUGCUCAAGCACAAGCCAGACUCGCACAUCCUGAUCUGUACACAGAGCAACAGUGCUGCUGAUCUGUACAUCACCAAGCACUUCGCGACUUUCUUCAAGAAGAACGGGAACCUCAGGAUGCUCCGACUGAUGGCGGAGGAGCGCAGAAAGGAAACAGUUCCCGAAGUCGUGAUAGACUUCUGCUGCCUCUCGAGAGAAGGCCGGUUUGUUAUCCCAGCCAGGGAUUUGAUCACACAGUGUCAGCUGGUGCUGGUCACUGUGGAGAACUCCAUGCAGCUCACCCGCCUACAGCUCUAUGACUUUUUCUCACACAUCUUCAUUGAUGAGGCUGGACAGACGUUAGAGUGUGAGACUCUGAUGCCCUUGACCUUGGCCUCAACGAAGACAUGUGUGGUGAUGACUGGCGAUCACAACCAGAUCGGGCCCAUCGUGUAUUCUCAGGAGGCUCGCAAGCAGAAGUUUGAUGUCUCCAUCCUGGUCCGACUCUACAAUUACUACGAGCAGAUCACCAACUGUGGCAUCUCACAGGUUACAGAGAGGUCGAAGCAAUCCCCGCUAAACAUCCUCCUAAGCAUCAACUACCGCACCAAACCUGAGAUCCUGAGGUUCAUUUCCAGCGUCUUCUAUGGAGGGCCCGAAAACCUCAAAGCCUACGGAAAGAUUCCAUCUGUGGUUCACAUCACACCUCUUAUGUUCUUCGCUGUGCAGGGGCGAGAGAUGCAGAGUGAGACCAGCACAUCGUAUGUGAACAGUGCUGAAGCCCAGGAGGUGGUUGAACAGCUUCAGAGGCUAAUUGACCAGUGGCCGGAGGAGUGGGGCCGGGACUCGCCGGAAGUCGCUGCCAGUCAGGUGGCUGUCAUCGCAACCUACCAGGACCAGGUCUCGUACAUCCGGCAAUCCUUGAGACGUGUGAGAGAGAAGCCCUACCUUAAAAAAGUUUAUGUCGGCUCCAUUCACGGCAUCCAAGGUCAAGAGUAUCGUGCAAUCUUUCUGUCGACGGUACGCAGCACAAAUCUGCUGCAGGAAGACCACUUGGUUAGAGCGCUGGAAACUGGUGAGGACAUUGGUGACCUGGGCUUCCUGUCCAACCCCAAGCUGAUCAACACAGCGUUGACGCGCGCACAGUCAUUUGUGGCGGUGGUCGGGGAUCCUGUGGCGCUGUGCCUCAUUGGGGAAUGUAUACAGGAGUGGCGGACCUUCAUCAAGCACUGCUCCAACAUGGGGAGCAUGCGGCCGCAGAAUGUCAAUUACGAGUUUGUCCGCAACCAGGUGAUACAGAUCCAGAUCAGCCCAGCUGGGAAAAUUAUAGAGCUCAUCGGCAAGCGCAGUCAAGAAAACUUCAAACAGAUUAUUCGAAGGAAGAAACGCCAAGUUCCUGCAGAGCAGAGUGAGAACGCUGUAGGUGAGACCGUGUCUUCUGGUGAGAAAGAGAACAUGCCUUCAGAACGUGCAGAGACCAACCAUAAGGUGGCGCCACCCACUGCUCAACCUGUGUCUGAUCCGCAUCUGUUCAGUGUCAAGUCGAGUGUGCUGGCCAAGAGCCGUGUGGUGGGCGUAGCGAGACAGUUCAGCCGUGACGACCUGGCUCUCAGCUCCAGUGUUGCCAGUGAGGAUGUCAUCCUCCACCUGGCAAAGGAAGCAGCCAAGACUGAUGUGGGGCUUAGACUGGAGAGUGUGCACAUCGAGCUGAAGGAUGGGUUUGCUGUUCUUCAGUACGACACCUCUGACCAGCCAAAGGUUCCCUUCAGAUUAACUCCUGAGAGUGAAGACUUCAUGGCUUUCCUGAUUGAGAACAAGGACCAAGGCAUGACACAGCAGUUUGAGAAUUAUGGCCCUGCGGCGCUGAAGGAAGCCCUCUGUGCCGAGAACCCACAGUUCCUACGAUGCUCUCUGCUCUUUUCCAAUGGAGGCUGGUAUGCCACUGUCCUCCCGCCACUUCCAGACCUCUCCAUCCCUGCUGGCUUCAGUGUUGGUGCUGACAUCGAGAUACCAGGCCCGUUGUACUGUGGACAUGCCUUUGUUGGUGACAUUGUCUUAGUGGCGCUGAUUGGUCAGUCAGAAAGGGGGAAGCCACUGGGACAGGUGAAGGGAAUCUUUCAGAGGUCGCUGGACCCCAAAGGGCGGCUGUUUGUGUGUACAGCCAAUGCAGAGGACUGCAGAGUGCUGUCCCCUGUAAAUCCAGACAUUCCACCAAUAUACUGCCUCACGUCUGCUCCACGACUGAAGCUGGUGCGUCGAGGCAACAUGAGUGUGUACAAAUUUGUCUCCCCUGGCAGUGUUGAGUUUAGCCAUUACGAACAUGUUCAGGAAGGUGAGCAGACCAGGCAGAUGUUUGUAGUGAGGUACCUUACGUGGGAACCCACUGCCAAGCUGCCCUUUGGAAUUGUUGUUGGUGUUCUGGAGACAGAUGACACCCUAGACAAAGGAAUGCAGGUGCUGGAGGCAGAGUACAAUGUGCACAGGACGCUGGGACCCGCAGUGCUGGAGGAAGCUGACAGGCUCUUCCCCACGGAUUACUCGGUCCCAGAACACAUGUUUCAAGGUCGUGUGGACUUAACCUCGCUGUUCAGUUUCUCAGUGGGAGCAGAGUCCUCGGAGGAAGUGGAGAUGGCUGUCAGCGUCACGGAAGUGGAGGAUGUGUACCAGAUUGGUCUGCAUGUGUCCGAUGUUGUGGCGUUUGUGGACAAAGGGUCCCUCCUUGACCAGCAGUGUGCACAUCGUGGCGCUACCUUCCUGCCGCUGGGGAAAGAACCCCAGCACAUGUUCCCACCGCAGGUGUGCACGGACAUCUGCAGUCUCAAGCCGGACUUUGACCGGCUGGCAGUUUCAGUGACCAUCCAGGUGGACAGAGACGGGAAUGUACUGGGGAUGCCCGAUGUGUUCCGCAGUGUGAUCAACAGCAAGCAGCACUUCUCCCACACCAAGGUGCAGGAGAUUCUGCUGAAUCCGUUUGAAGCGGAGACGAGCUACUUGAACAGCUGUAUCCUGGUCCUGUACCAGCUAACCUACGUGUGGCGUUCUCAGCGGCUGGGCAAUGGUCACUUCUGUCACAACCUCAGGGCAGCCGAACAGCUGGCUCAGCACUCCCACCUGAUGAUGGAUGAGAUGAAGAUCAAGUUCAACAGCAUUGUUGCUGAUGUGCUGCUCUCUGUGUUUGAGGAUUCAACCCCACUCCUGGUGCACAGCGGGCCUAUGAGCUGUAAGCUCGACAGCUGGCGGAUAGAGAAUGCUUAUCAUGCACUUAGCAGUGUGUCAAUGGCUCGGGCGUUUAGAGAAGGCGAGGUGUGCCGCUGUACUAAGAUGUGCACGUGUGUGUUUGGCUACAUGCGACAAAACCGUCUGUUGAACAGUCUUCAGAAGAGCACGGACAGCGUCGCUUUCCUUAAAGAUGCCUGGAAUUUUGUGAGUCAGGCAGUCAGUGAGGACAUCUCUGAUUUUGAGUUGGCUCAAGAUUUAAUCUGCAGUGAUAACAACAAGCCAACAGUUGCCGUGGCAGCACAGAAACUGGAAGCCAUCCAGCAGCCUGAGCUGUUCCUCAGCUCCCACCAGGUGGCGCCCUCAGACAGGAAACACUACCGACUGGGUGUUGAUGCAUACACCCAGUUCACUUGUCCCUUGCACCGCUUUAUCAGUGUUGUGGUUCAGAGGAUGCUGGUUGCAUACAUUGAGGGAUCUGGCACUCCAUACACAUCGGAUGAGAUAGAGUCAAUCUGCUGGCAAGCAACAGGCGUGGAGCGACAGGUGGCCAAGUUCGAUCGAGAGGUGUACCAGCUCCACCUGAGCUCGGCACUAGAGGUCCACCCUAUCCCGGUCAGUUGCCAGGUACAGAGCCUGGACGGCUGCUCUGCCCAGCUCAGCUUCUCUGGGCUGGAUGCUGUGAGGGACCGGCACAGCGACUUACAGAUCCGUGACCUGGCUCCUGGAAAGGUUACGGUUGCGGCAUCAGAGGAGACAACAGGCCUUAUGUGGGAGAAGAGGGUUUACAGUAGUGUUGAUCUGCUGAAUUCACGGGCAUCAUCUGGUACGGUGGAGCUGACCACUAACCGGCUGAUGUACAACAUCCCUACCCUCCUGUGGCAAAAACUGCUGGGAGCCACCAGGGAGAGAAAUGAAGAAGCAAUCGCCACUCUUGUGCAAGAAAUCUCCAACCAGAUUCAAGUGAGUGAAGAUGUUUCCAGUGGCAGCCAUAUGGAGGUGGCCAGUGGUUUCAGCAAGGACGGUCAGAUGCGUCACUACGUGCCGUUCACUUUGACUCUGCACGAGGGACAGCCUCUGACGGUGCAGCUGUCUGCGGAGGUGAGGGAAGGUCUGGUGAGGCCGAGCAUUCAGCUGUUGAACAUCACCCCGAGCCUAGAUCUGUGCCUGGAGCACCAGCGAGACGCCGUUAAAUGUUUUGUGGGUACUGCCACGCAGGAUGCGCCACAGGCCUGUGCCUCGGAGGAUACCUUGCAAGUUGUCUUUCCUUUGCUGCGAGGUCUGGCAGAGGAAUGUGCUCGGGAAGCGGUGGCUAGUGGGGAGCGGAUCACUGUGCGUUCGGUGCAGAUUACCUGGAAGGCAGAGACUUCUCCCCAUUAUGGUUCUUCUGUGGUGUACGGAGAGUUCAUUCUCUCUAAAGAGUUCUGUCGUGUCAGCUCGUUCCAGCCAGAUCUUGGAGCUAAAGCAGCCUCGGAGCUUUUAGGCAACGACAACGUUUUCUCUGAUGACCUGAGCUACAGCCUGGACUUCAUGUGUGUGCGUUACGCAGACAUUGAGGUCCCAGAUGAGCCAGUCCUGGAGGAGUCUGUAGCCGCAGUGGUCAACACAGGUCAUCCCAUCACCUGGGUGGGUCACUGUCGUGUGCUGAAGGUCACUAAGUUUGCUAAUGGCUUUGUAGUCAAGGUGGCACUGGUCCAGUCAAGCAUGAGGAUGCCAGCAGCGUUGCUCUCAGACAACGGCAUUGCGGUGCCCAGCACCAUUGAGUGGAUUAGGAAGACUGGUGAACACAGGCUGAUGGACAUUUGUGUUCGAAGUCUUCAUCUGGCUUCAACUUUUGCCAAGGAAGUGUUCACUGGAAAGAAGCCAACCAAUUCAAUUGACCCAAUCCCACAAGAUGGCUCCGUGCUCAAAUCGCGUUUGGCAGAAGAGCAGGAAGAGAUGAUCUCCACUGCCUUCCAGCAACCCUUGACUGUGGUCAGCGGAGGCCCAGGUACUGGCAAGUCGCUCUGUGCUGCCAGAUUGGCUUACUUGCUGGUCCAGAGGAACAGGACAGGGGACGAAGUGCGCCAGAAGAGACAAAAUGGCGGCCGCACACAGCUCAUGAUCUGCGGGGCCUCAGAGCGGUCCCUGGAUGUUAUUACAGGCCUCCUCAAAGCGCUCAACUUACUGCGGAUCAGCAUUGUGCGUGUGUACAGUGAGGAAGUGGAGGAACGUGACUUCCCCACCAGCACAACCAUCAGUCCAGGAGAGUUUUCUCGCAGCCAGUCAACGUGUGCGGUGCAAAAGGAUGUGGCCUUGCAUCACCUCAUUAGGAGACCAGAGAACCCAGAGAACCAGGCUAUUCUGGAACAAGAAAUGAUUCUUUCUAUGUCAGCCGGCAGUCCGGAGCCACAGUUCAUGAAAGACUUUCAGGCGUGUCUUGACCGCGCUCAGCUGCACGAGCUGCGUAAAGCACAGGUCAUCCUGUGUACCUGUGCCACCAGUGCCCGACCCAUCCUCCGCCAGGCCACGUGUGUCAAGCAGAUCAUCAUGGAUGAUGCUGGCCUUAUUCAGGAGAGCCUAGCCAUGGUUCCGCUGGUGUCACAUCCACUCGUCAAUCAGUUGCUGGUUCUGGGAGAUACACAGAUGCCCUCGCUGGUCAGUCAGUUCCCCGGGCGACAUAGCGGGUCAAGGUCACUGCUGGCUCGCUUUGCUGACCGGGCUGUGAAACUGACUGAACAGUUUAGAACUGUGACAGGUCUGUGUAGCUUCCCCUCUCGACAGUUCUACAACGGGGUUCUCACCACAAGCAGCUCCAUACUCAGCCCGCCCCCUGCCCCAUCUAUCCCCUGGCCCGGAAAGGUGGGCUUCCCGUCCGUCUUCUGCCACAUAGAGGGUGCUGAGGAGUUCACAGACAGCUCCUCUAGGGAUCAGGACAACGUUUGGAACCAGAAAGAGGCAGACUUUGUGAAUGGGCUGGUGACGGCCCUGACUCGCUGUCAUGGGGUCAAGGACACAUCCAUCCAGGUCCUGACGAUGACACGAGCCCAGGCGGAGAAGGUCAAGCAGUCGGUGGCACCAAGGAUAGAGGUCAACACUGUGCUAGAUGCCAUGGGUCGUGAGAGUGAGUACGUGAUCCUGUCCUGUGUGAGGUCUCUGGACAGUCGAAAGCUGCACCGGCCAGAGACUAGGCGCUGGGUCAAGCAUCAUCUGGGCCGGGUGGCUGACCCCAGCGUUGUCAACCUUGCCUUGACUCGGGCGAAGACGGCCUUGUUCAUCAUCGGGAACCGCCACUUGCUGGGAACCAGUGAGAUGUGGUCAGUGCUGCUGAACACCUACAGAGAGAAGCACAGCCUAGAGGAGGAGGCCAAUGCUUUCCUCAUCACGAUGAACAACAGAUAAAUCCCAGUGUUAUCUGCCCUGUUUGCCCACUCAGCCUUACGUCCACUAUGGGUCCUCUGUGCAUUACUCUUUGUGUAUCAACGUAUCUUUUAUCUUUUGAGAAUAUUUUUAAACAACUUUAUGUUCCUGUAUUUUAAGUGAUGUUCGUCUGUAGUGUCUCGGUAAGGCUCUUCAUUAUGUUCGCAUAAGAUGUGGGUUGGUGGAAUCUCGUCUUGGAGAAGAUUUUAUUGAGUCACUUGUGUCUUCCUGCUUCAUAGAUGGGGGCAUAUAACAUUAUUGUCAGAUUUCUUUUAUAGUCUCAUAGUCCUAGACUUUUUUUGUUGACACAAAAGAAAGAAUCUUUAUAGUCAAGCUUAUUUUGUAUUCUUGUAGGCCUAUACUGGUAGGUUACUUUUUAAUGUUGGCAGAUAAAAAAAAAAACAUUUUCUGUCAAAUGUAUUUGAUAUCCAUGUAAGCCUGUGCUUUUUUAUGUUGGCAAAUAAGAAGAGAUACCUUAAAAAGUUUGGUUUUGGUUUAAAAUGGUUUGCUUUACACUAAUGAUGCAAUAUUUUCCAGUGACUGGAGUGAAAUAGGUCAUUUCCUUGUUUUUGUAGUCACCCUGACUGGUCUGAACAGAGUCCAGAAGUAAGACAUGUAGGAUUUGUCCCCAUGGGAUGCUGUCAAUUGCAGCAAUUGUUGCCAUGUUUUAGAUUUUUUUACCAAAUGCCCUUGCCAUCUCAACAGGAAUACAGUCUGACAUGAAUGUAACGCUGGUUUCCGUUUUAAAUUGUUCCAUUUGUUUUAUCUUGUUUUUCUUGGUAUGCCUGUGUUAAGAUUUGAGAUUUUAAAGCUGACAUUUUUUUGUGUACAGUUGAUGUAACUUUUACUUCACUUCUGUUUGUAGACCAGAGUUUUAAACCAUUCAGAUGAGCCAUACACUUGUUCUAUGCAUUGCCUAAGGGCAUGUUCGUCUACAAAAACAGUUCUGGGGGACAUAUUGGUCUAACCAGGGUAAAGUAGAAUAUGUAAGUUUUGUACCCAUAGGAUGCUGUCGAAUGCAGCAAUUGUUGCCAUGCUUUUGAUUCUUAACGAAAUGCCUUUGCCAGCUCAUCAGGAGUACAGUCUGACAUGAACAUAAAGCUGCUUUCUGUUUAACCUGUUGUUUCGUUUGUUUUACCAUGUCUUUCAUGGUGUGCCUGUGUUAAGACUUAAGAUUUUAAUUAAAGCCUACAUUUCUUGCGUACAGUUGGUGCAACUUUUACUUCACUACUAUUUGUAGACCUUAAACAGAAUUUUAAACUCACUUGAGAAUGGGGUAUUUUCAGAAACACAUGCACAUGGGCCUGGGCAUUUUAUGAGAUUUUUGCUUUAGUUCAAAAGAGUUUAACCACCAACACCAUGUGCAUCAUAUUUACACUACAGCAACACCAGAAGUAGCACAAUUCAAAGCAACAAAAAUGAGAAAAAAAAUAUGUUAGGGCCUACAGCUUUUAUUUGAAGAACUUUAAAAAAAUUAGAAAAUUUUAAGCACACAUUUUUUUAGGAGCACUUGCCCAAACAGAGGCGUAGUAAAUACAGAAACAAAUGUUUGAUUUGAGUGUAAUUGAAAACAAAACCAAGUACGUAUCCUACAAGUUUUCUGAAGCAGAGACUUUGUUCAUUUUUGAGUGAAAUCACAAACUAUACAGCAAUGCACAGCCUUUGCACAUUCCGUCUUGCCAGACUCACAUGCACCAGAUCUAAUUUUCUCAGACCUUAUUUAGCUGCAAAUUGCCUCUUAAAGCUACUCAGUCCAUGCUCUUGUUCUAUGGGAUCAGGAACCAAGGGUAUCUUUCUCCUUUUCGUUUCUUUGUUUGUUUGGGGUUUUUUCAUGUUUGUUUAUGUAAUAUGUCUAGCCCUACUAUAUGACCAACUCUAUUGCAAAGUGUCGAUGCCCCUUGGCGAUUACCAAUAUUCGUGCUUGGUCCCGGCUAAUUCACUCCUGCUGGUAUGGGGAAAAGAUUCAAGCUGAGUGGUUGGCGGGUGCUCUGGUGUGGUUUGCUUCUUCUUUCCUAUCAAACAUCUAUCAUCCUUAUCUCUCCUCCUUUUUUUUGUUUGUUACUCUCUUGUAACACUUCUAAUCUUUGGCACUUACAUGACCUUAUUGUGUUGCAAGUGCCGUAAAACACUUACUAAAACACACAAAAGACUUAAAUGAAUUAGUUUAACCAAUUAGAUGAGCCCCAAGCCUUUUCUGUGCAUUUCUUAAGGGCAUGUGCAGUUACAAAAUCAAGACAAUUGUUCAUCAGUAAUAUACUCUAGACAAAGUUUUAUCAUAUCUUGUCUUGUAGUGUAUAUCUCUGCGAUGUUUCAACUUAUUUGAUAAGAAACUUUUAAAAAGCUUGAGGCAAAAAAUUAAUGUAAUUUAAUAAUAUCCAUAAUGACUGUCUUUUUUUUAUUUCUGAAAUUU